CAGCCUGUGGGGCAUGAAUCAGCCUCCCGGGCUCUGCACAGGCACGCUCCGCCCCGUCCGGGGUCGGGAGGACACUCACCCUACAUAAAGCAGGCACCCACCACAUCGGCACCCAGGCUGCCUGGAGGCUGGACUCCGUGCACCCUCUUCCUGCCGGCACAUUCAAGGAACGCCUCGCCCCGAGGGCCACUCAAACCAGACAGCAUGGACUCUACUUGCCCCCUCGGGCUGUUGCUUCUGCCGUUGCUCCUGAUCGGGACCGCGCUGGGCAACGGUGCUCAGGAGGCGCCAGGCUCCCCUGCUCCUCCAAAAGGAAACAAGGCAGAGAUCUGCCUCCUGUCCCCCGACGUGGGGCCGUGCCGGGCCCGGAUCCCCAGUAACUACUACGACAGGUACACGCAGAGCUGCCGCAUGUUCUUCUACGGGGGCUGCCAGGGCAACGCCAACAAUUUCGAAACUUUGGAGGACUGCAAUGAAGCUUGCUGGAGGAUAGAGAAAGUUCCCAAAAUUUGCAGGUUGGAAGUCAGUGAGGGGCAGUGUGGAGCGCGCACAGGACAGUAUUUCUUCAAUCUAAGUUCCAUGACAUGUGAAAAAUUCGUAUCUGGCGGGUGUCACAGCAGUAAGAACAGGUUCCCGGACAAGGAUACUUGUAUGGGCUUCUGUGCACCAAAGAAAAUUCCGUCAUAUUGUCACAGUCCAAAAGAUGGGGGACUAUGCUCUGCUAAUGUGACUCGCUAUUAUUUUAAUCCAAGACACAAAGCCUGUGAGACCUUCACCUAUACUGGUUGUGGAGGGAAUGACAAUAACUUUGUUAACAUGGAGGACUGCACACAUGCUUGUAUGAAAGCGGUGAGGAAGCAAAAGAAUAAGAAGAUGCCAAAGAUUGUCUUUGCUCAUAGAAGGGUGAAAACUUGGAAGAAGUAAUUUUAACCUUUUUCCCUAUAUGUCAUCUCGUGGAGCUAUUGCCUCUAUGGUUAUAUCUGAAGAAUAAUACGGUGAUAUGGGGAAAUGAAUCAUGAAUGAUUUAUACACCAGUUUUUAUUGCUACAAGUUACUUUUUUGUGUAUUUUUACACAUAACUAGCUGCUAUUCAA
Molecule: messenger RNA, 1094 nt
Organism: Odobenus rosmarus divergens (Pacific walrus)
Lineage: Eukaryota; Metazoa; Chordata; Mammalia; Carnivora; Odobenidae
Gene: TFPI2
Product: tissue factor pathway inhibitor 2
Biological process (GO): negative regulation of peptidase activity
Cellular component (GO): extracellular region
Molecular function (GO): serine-type endopeptidase inhibitor activity
Source: RefSeq, a predicted model, not a curated record